This is a messenger RNA of Brassica rapa (field mustard), 2954 nucleotides long. Its product is annotated as protein NRT1/ PTR FAMILY 5.2. Gene Ontology annotation, biological process: dipeptide transport; transmembrane transport. NCBI's taxonomy places the organism in Eukaryota, Viridiplantae, Streptophyta, Magnoliopsida, Brassicales, Brassicaceae. Gene Ontology annotation, molecular function: tripeptide transmembrane transporter activity; dipeptide transmembrane transporter activity. The record is from RefSeq and is a predicted model, not a curated record. Gene Ontology annotation, cellular component: membrane.
UUAUAGAAAUAGAGUUUGUGGUAUUACGAUAAAUAAAUAUAAUCAUAAACUAAAAAGUAUUAAGUUCACAAUGUAUUCAAACUAAAAUAAAAUAAAAUAAAAGUAUUUAACAAAGAUAUCAUCAAAUUUUAAAUGAAACUAUUUAUUUUUUGAAUAGGGCCCUUGAUUUUUCCGGAUCGAUUUUGGUUGCAGCGGGUGAUCUGCCACUGGCAGAAUUAAAAUGAUUAACGUUGUGCAUGUUUUCUUUUUGCCACGUAACUGAAUAUGUUUAUAUAUGUUACACAUGUAUCUAGCUAUGUUCUCACGUGUUGGGCUAAAAAUGUACUAUUUUACCUUUGGACUUUACGAAACAAAGAAGUUGACAAAAUAAUAUUAAGUGGAAUCAGAACCUCUUCCCCAUAAAAUUUUAAAAUGGAGUGUAGUCUAUUAAUUUUCUGAACUCUCUCGGAGUCGGACGAUAGUAUUAAUUACGUCGGAAGGUUGGCAUUGUGUAGUGCAUCAUUUUCGUUUUCUAUAUAUUAGCUCUAGUCACCCAAACAUCCAUGUUAGAAAAACACAGAAUCUACCUAACAAAAAGAGAUCUAGAGAGAGAGAGAGGAAAUGGCAUUACAAGAGGAAGGAGAUGAUUACACAAAAGAUGGAACUGUUGAUCUUCGAGGCAAUCCUGUCCGGAGAUCCCAGAGAGGUCGUUGGAAAGCUUGUUCAUUCGUCAUUGUGUACGAGAUGUUUGAAAGAAUGGCUUAUUAUGGGAUAUCGAGCAAUCUAGUGAUAUUCAUGACUACCAAGUUGCACCAAGGCACGGUCCAGUCCUCAAACAAUGUAACCAAUUGGGUUGGGACUAUCUUUCUCACUCCCAUCUUGGGUGCUUACGUCGCAGACGCUCAUCUUGGUCGUUACCUAACUUUCGUAAUUUCUUCCGCUAUCUGUUUUCUGGGGAUGUUGGUAUUAACAUUAUCAGUAUCUAUACCGGGAAUGAAUCCACCAGAAUGUUCUACGACUAGUGCUGAAGACUGCGAACAGGCUUCAGUUCUACAGUUAGCGCUUUUCUUUGGAGCGUUAUACAUAUUAGCGUUUGGUACAGGCGGUACAAAACCUAACAUAUCAACAAUAGGGGCCGAUCAAUUCGACGAGUGGGAUCCAAAGGAGAAGAUGCAAAAAAUCUCAUUCUUCAAUUGGUGGAUGUUUGGUAUUUUCUUUGGUACUCUAUUUGCUAACACUAUUCUUAUCUAUGUUCAAGAUAAUGUAGGCUGGGGCUGGGGGUAUGGGCUUCCAACUUUGGGACUUGCUAUUUCCAUUUCUGUUUUCUUGUUGGGCACUCCUUUUUACCGCCAUAAACUCCCAACGGGAAGCCCUUUCUUGACGAUGGCUCGAGUCAUUGUGGCUUCAUUUCGGAAAGCUAAAGCACCAACGCCCCGUGACCCAACACGCUUCCACGAACCGUCUUCACUGGAGUAUGAGCGGAAAGGCACCUUUCCGAUCCACUCCACUCAAAGUUUAAGGUUUUUAGAUAGAGCUUCACUAAAAACAGGAACAACCGGCCAGUGGGAUCUUUGUACAACCACAGAAGUCGAAGAAACAAAACAAAUGCUAAAUAUGCUACCUACCAUGGGCAUAACUUUUGUCCCAAGCGCUAUGAUCGCUCAAAUUAACACUUUGUUUGUCAAACAAGGAACGACUCUAAACACAAUGAUUGUCGGAAACUUCAGCAUCCCACCAGCGAGUCUCUCCGCCUUUGGGACAGUCUCUUUCCUCGUCUCCAUUGUCAUAUAUGAUCGAGUCUUAGUCAAGAUAGCCCAAAAAUUAACCGGGAAUCCAAGGGGCAUUACUUUGCUUCAACGGAUGGGAAUUGGUCUUAUCUUCUACAUCAUCGUCAUGACCGUCGCAUCUUUCACCGAAAGGUAUAGACUCAAAGUCGCUGCUGAUCAUGGACUCAUUCACCAAACGGGAGUAAAACUACCAUUGACAAUCUUCGUGCUGCUUCCUCAAUUCGUGCUUAUGGGUAUUGCUGAUGCUUUCUUAGUAGUUGCGAAGCUCGAAUUUUUCUACGAUCAAGCUCCUGAAAGCAUGAAAAGUCUUGGCACAUCGUAUUCGCUAACAAGUCUAGGGAUCGGGAAUUUCUUGAGCAGUUUCUUGUUGUCCACUGUUUCUAAGAUAACAAUAAAACAUGGAAGAGGAUGGAUUUUGAAUAAUCUUAACGAGUCUAGGUUGGAUUAUUAUUACUUGUUCUUUGCGCUUCUUAAUUUUGUUAACUUCGCCUUAUUCUUGGUUGUGGUUAAGUUUUAUGUUUAUAGAGCUGAGGCUACUCAUUCAGUGAAUGUGAAAGAAGAGGAAUCAAAGGUGGUGGGUAUCAAGGAGGAUGAAUAAUAUAAAAAUAUUGUUCAUUUAUACAGUUUUCUGUUUACUUUUAGUUUCAGUACAUUUACUUCAUAUUUUCAUUAUAUAUAGAUGUGUUUAACAAGAAAAUGGUAAUUUAAUUCUUGGAGUCUUUGAAAUUCACACUUUUGUUCUCCAACUCUUCAGUAUGACAUAAUAUCAGAAGUGUGUAAUUUUCUUGGACGUCUAAAACUCUACGUUACGCAGUAAACAUGCAUCAUUAGUCUACUUUCCCCAAAUCUAACCCUAAUCAUUUUAAGUUUUAUGGGUAACAUCUCUAGAAAUUUAGGAUCUAGUCGAUGAUUUGUUGUUUUAACUUUUAACCAACGAGGAGUUGGUCUAUUGGCUAUCUAAAAUAUAAUUACAAAUUUAAGAGGAAGAAUCAAAUUAAAUGCAAUCUCUCUUAUUAAAACGAAAUAUUCUCUUUGGUUCAGUUUUUUUUUAAGUUUUUUAAAUUAAAUAUAUUCUUCUAUAUAGUUAAACUCACCUUUAAUUAAUUACUAUUCAUCUCUUUAAUUUAACUAUUGUUACUAUUUUAAUGUUUCAGUUGCUAAUUAUAGAAAAGCUUUAAGCCAAUGGAA